Molecule: messenger RNA, 3387 nt
Organism: Macrosiphum euphorbiae (potato aphid)
Lineage: Eukaryota; Metazoa; Arthropoda; Insecta; Hemiptera; Aphididae
Source: the annotation of a GenBank genome assembly
AUGUUAAAUUUGAUUGUAUGGUUAUGUUUCAUAUCAAUAUUCGGAAUUUCAAUAAGUUGUAAAACUGAAAAUGAAGACUAUGUGAUUUAUCACGGAGAUGGUCCUCAAUCGAAUAGCAUAUAUUAUGACAAGUGUGCGCCCACAGUGACCUGCGAUCGAAAUGCUAUUUAUAGGACAGCAAAUGGCUCAUGUAAUAACCUAGAGAACCCGUUGUGGGGGUCGUCUGAAACUCCAUACAUCAGACUUUCUGAAGCUGCUUAUAAUGAUGGCGAUCAUGAAGUUCGGAAACAGUCUAAUGGAUCGCUGUUACCCAUACCUCGAAAAGUGCAGUUGUCAUUAUUUUUGGAAAAUUCCAAGGAUUCCCCAGACCAAAACAAUUAUCAUCUAAGUCAAUUUGGUCAAUGGGUCACUCAUGAUAUCACUCUCCUACCACCAGAUCCUUCAGGGCCAGAGAGAUGUUGUUCCACCCCGAUUAAUGAGAUCAACAGUAGUACCCCAUACCAAUGUCAAUUGCCUAUUGAGUUGCCAACGGAUGACCCAGUUUAUGGUCGUCAAGGACGAACAUGUAUGGAAUUUAGACGUGCAAUGACUGCUGCUAAUAAUUUCAACUGUUCAAUAUCUCCCCAAAUUCCAAUGAAUCAGGCGACAUCGUACAUUGACGCGUCACAGUUGUACGGACACACAUCAGCCAAGGCAAAUUCAAUGAGAUCUUUUAUUGGAGGGAGAUUGUUAACUGAAGUCAUUAAUGAAAAGGAGUACUGUCCUCUAAGGAAAAGAAGCGGUUCAUUAUUAUGUGACGGAAGAGAUAAUGUGACCGUAUGUUUUAAAGGUGGAGACCCAAGAAUAAAUCAACACUUUGGGAUCACAUCGUAUAGUAUUUUGUUUACCCGGUUCCAUAAUGUUGUGGCUCGUAAGUUACAAGAAUUAAAUCCACAUUGGUCUGAUGAAGUGACAUAUCAAGAAGCUCGGAAGAUCGUCGGUGCACUAAAUCAGAUAAUUGUUUAUCGGGAUUACCUGCCUAUUUUACUUGGUGAAUCAUUUACAAGCUGUGGUUUGGAUCUCAGUAAUAAUAUAACGUCAAAAUACAAUCCGAAAAUGCAGGCAGAUUUGACUAUGGCAUUUGCAGGCGGUGCUUUUCGAGUGCCACAUAACACAAUAGCUUCGCAUUACAAUUCCGUAGACAAAGAUUAUGAGACAGUCGAUACAGUCAAACUUAACGAAUGGAUGUCGAUACCUGAUCCCUUAGUGAACGGUUCAAAACUUGACGAAAUAGUCAGAGGCAUGACUACAUCAGAAGGCCGUUUUAAUGACCCAUCUUAUAACUAUCUACAACGUCAACGGCUCAACACGCGUGUUCGCAAAUUUCGUUCAAUCAAAAUGUCAAAGUCUACUCGUUAUCGCUGUCGGAAAAGAGCUGCAUCUCUUAUAGAUUCAACAUUUUCAGCUAAUAAUGAAGUGAACAUUGAGGAUAACCAAAGACUACUUCCUUUAUCGAACUCACCUUUACCUGCAGAUUUACAGCCUAUAAGUCCAGUAAAAGUAAAUACUGGUUUAAAUUUAUUUGAUUUUAAUAGUGAAAAUAUUUUGAACCACAGUUCUAGUACUAGUAGUUCUAGUAGUCAGAGUAGUUCAGGUGAAGACAAUUAUACAUCAGAAAUUGAUACACACGAUGAAGAUAUUGAAGUAGUUAUUGCCAAGUGGGCAAAUAGGAAUAAUGUAUGUCAUUCAGUUUUAGAUGACUUACUAGUUUCUUUAUCCAAAUUCCAUUAUUUCAAACAUUUACCCAAAGAUUCUCGCACGUUAUUGCAUACACCAGUUAAAACUGUAUUAAAAAAUAUCAAAGGUGGAGUGUAUUAUCAUUUUGGAAUUUCAAAUGAAAUAGAAUAUUUAACAAAACUGAAACAGAAUCUGCCUUCUAAAUUGCUAUUAGUUGUUGGUAUAGAUGGACUGCCAAUAACAAAAAAUCCAGCAAGCCAGUUAUGGCCAAUACUUGGCUAUUUUACUAAUUUAUUUACUGAUAAACCUAGGGUAUUCAUAAUUGGUGCUUAUUAUGGGAAAUCUAAGCCAGAUGACUGCAAUGAAUAUUUAGAAGAUUUUGUCGAUGAAUUAUGUAUCUUAAAUGAUGUUGGAACUAUCAUUAAAGGUAAUAAAAUUAAUGUAAUGCUCAAAGCUAUCAUAUGUGAUUCUCCAGCUAAAGCAUAUGUUCUCAAUAUACAUCACCACACUGCUAAAAAUUCUUGUUUAAGAUGUCAUACUUUAGGCAAAUAUGAAAACAAUCGUGUUUAUUUUCCUGAUUCGUCUGCUUCUAUGAGAAAUCAUACUGAAUUUAUAUCUUAUUCUGAUAAAGAUUUUCAUUGUGGUGAAACAAUUCUGACAAAAAUACCUAAUUUUGACUUAAUCAAUAAUAUACCAUUUGAUUACAUGCAUUGCGUAUGUAUUGGAGUGAUGAAGAAAAUAUUAACGUUUUGGAUUGGUGGAGUUAAAAAACAUCAUUUGGCUCUUCCCAAAAAUUUAAUUUUUAAUUUAGACAAAAAAAUUAACAUACUGGGAAAGCCCUGGUUUGUUGUUACAUUUAACAUGACAAAUGAAGUGCAACAUGUUCCUAACACGUGGCUGUCAAAUAAUGUUUGUUGGUUUCCAUUCAUCCAGAGUGAUAUCAAAAAAAUUUACUUUACAGUAUCUCAAGUUGCUAACAUGAUAAAAAAGUGCACAGUACCUAACAAAAAUGAUGGGAAAAAUUAUGAUGUCGUAAUAAGAGCUGGACCAUUUGAUAAAGAGAGUCAUGCCAAGAAGGUAUCUAAAGCAUGGUCAGGACCAGAUGAUUCUUCAUCUGAUAGCAAUGUUAGUUUAUCUCCUGAAAAGCCAUCAUCUCCUAAAAAGAGGAAAAUUAUGCCUUAUUUUUCUAGUGUACAGGAAAAUGAAUUAAUUGUAAACCUACCUAAGGCACCUACAACACCUAUUAGAAAGACAUCGUCUACUAAAAAUAGCAUACCUGUUUCCUUGGAUUUGAUCUCACCUCUUAUCUUAAAAGAUAUAAGUACUAGUUCUACAGUAAGUUCCUCCGACAUUAGACCAUUAAAUAAUUCUACUGUUGAUGUUUGUGCCCAAUCAACUCCAAAUUCAUCCAGUAACUUAAUAAUUAAAGACAAGACAAAUACAAACUGUAGCACUGCAUUUUGCUCAUAUGAUCCUGGGAAUUUUAAUGUAGUAACAACCAUUAAUGAAGUUGGUGUGGAAACAAAUAAUUCCUGUGAGUCAGUCAUGACUGAUUCUAAGAAAAUUGAAAAAAAUAGUGAUGUACCAAUUGAAUUUGAUAUUAAUAAUAUGGAUGAAAACAUUAGCUCUAAUAGCGUUAGAAAAGGCAAGUUACUUUAUAUAUUUAUGUAA